AUGUUGUCGCUACUGCAACUCGCGUGUGCCUUGGCGGUGCCGCCCUUAUUGAAUCAGGUCGGGGCCAAUCCGGUGCCCACCGUGCACCAAAAAUAUGCGCCCGAUUCAAUGGGCGCCGUGGCCAGCGAAAGCAGUAUUUGCAGUGGAAUUGGCAUAGAUCUCUUGCGGCAGGGCGGCAAUGCAGCCGACGCAUUGGUUAGCACCGUCUUCUGCAUUGGCGUGGUUGGCAUGUACCACAGCGGCGUUGGUGGUGGAGGCUUCAUGAUUGUUCGCAGUGCGAAUGGGAGUUACGAAUUCAUAGACUUCCGAGAAACGGCGCCAGCUGCCGCUUUCCAGGACAUGUACAACAACAACACCGAUGCCAGCAUUUUCGGCGGUCUGGCUAGUGGCGUCCCAGGCGAGGUUCGGGGUCUGGCGCAUUUGCACGAAAACUAUGGCAAGCUUCCAUGGAAACAAGUUAUGCAAGGUGCAAUCAAGACCGCAAGAUAUGGUUGGCCGGUGACACAGGACCUUGUGAGGUACAUGAAAUCGGCAAAUGCUUCUGCGCAGGUACCCAACUUCCUCGUGGAUGACCCCAAUUGGGCUCUUGACUUUGCUCCGAAUGGGACUUUGGUCGGUUUGGGUGACACUAUUACUCGCAAGAGAUACGCGAACACGUUGGAGGCAAUUGCAGAGAGAGGGCCAGAUGCCUUUUACAAGGGACCUAUCGCAGAGGCUACCAUCGCUGCAUUGCAGGCCCAGAACGGGACGAUGACACUGGAGGAUUUAGCUCACUAUACCGUGGCAAUCCGACCACCGGUCAACAUUACUUACCGUGGUUAUCGACUGUUCAGCUGCAGUGCGCCGAGCUCGGGAGAGGUUGCGCUGUCUGUGAUGAAGACUUUGGAAGGGUAUACGGACUUCUUUGCCGCCGGUCAGGUCAAUCUAAGUACGCACCGAAUGGAUGAGGCGAUCAGGUUUGGAUACGGAGAGCGAACGAACCUUGGAGAUCCAUCGUUCGUGGCCAACUUAUCCGCCUACCAAGAUGACAUGUUGAGGCCCGAGUCGGCAGCAGAAAUUCGACGCAAAAUCUCCGACUACACAACGCUGAACGUAUCCGCCUACAAUCCAUCUGGAAUCGAGUCCCUGGAAACUCCGGGCACCUCCCAUAUCGUGACCGCGGACGCAUCAGGACUGGCCAUUUCGUUGACCACAACUGUGAACUUGCUGUUCGGAUCCAACCUCAUGGUACCGGAGACGGGCGUGAUAAUGAACAAUGAGAUGAACGACUUCUCCAUCCCCGGCUCCUCCAACGCCUUUGGCUACGUCCCCAGCCCGAGCAACUACAUCCGCCCAGGGAAGCGACCUCUGUCAUCGAUCUCGCCCACAAUUGUGGAGUUCCCAAAUGGGACCCUGUACUACGUGAUUGGAGCAGCUGGCGGCUCGCGGAUCAUCACGGCGACCAUUCAGAACCUGGUGCAUGUGCUCGAUCGGAACAUGACCGUGCCGCAAGCGCUGGCAGAGCCUCGUCUGCAUGACCAACUCAUCCCGAAUCAGGUCUCUUUCGAGUAUGCCUACAACAACGAGACAGUGGCCUUCCUGAAAUCCCGAGGUCACAAUGUGACGUGGAUCAACCCGGGGCAGAGCUCCGCCCAGGGUCUGCGCCGGCUCUCGAAUGGGACUUUUGAAGCCGCUGGCGAACCUCGCCAGGCUUCGUCAGCCGGCUACGCUAUAUAG
Molecule: messenger RNA, 1716 nt
Organism: Capronia coronata CBS 617.96
Lineage: Eukaryota; Fungi; Ascomycota; Eurotiomycetes; Chaetothyriales; Herpotrichiellaceae
Product: gamma-glutamyltransferase
Exons: 3
Coding region: 1-1716 (571 amino acids)
Biological process (GO): glutathione catabolic process
Cellular component (GO): plasma membrane
Molecular function (GO): glutathione gamma-glutamate hydrolase
Source: RefSeq, a predicted model, not a curated record